Schizophyllum commune H4-8 is the source of this 965-nucleotide messenger RNA. Its product is annotated as NmrA-domain-containing protein. The coding region runs from base 15 to 965 and encodes 316 amino acids. NCBI's taxonomy places the organism in Eukaryota, Fungi, Basidiomycota, Agaricomycetes, Agaricales, Schizophyllaceae. The transcript is spliced from 5 exons. The record is from RefSeq and is a predicted model, not a curated record.
CGUUCGUGCACACUAUGUCUAAGCGUAUCCUCACUAUCCUCGGCGCAACUGGGAAGCAAGGCGGCUCCGUCGUCAACAGCAUUCUCGGCGACGCCGCUGCAUCCAGCAAGUUCUCUGUUCGUGCGGUGACGCGCGACGUGACCAAAGACAGCGCGAAGGCGCUUGCUGCCAACGGCGCUGAAGUCGUCUCUGCCGACUUGAACGACAAGAACUCCCUGCGCGAAGCCUUCAAAGGCGCGCACGGUGUCUUCGGGGUAACGAACUUCUGGGACACCUUGAGCGGCGACAAGGAAGUCGUUCAGGGCAAGAACAUCGCUGAUGCGUGCAAGGAAGAGAACGUUCAACACCUCGUUUGGAGCAGUUUGCUCAACGUGAACAAACUAACCAACGGCGUCCUCUCUCAAGUCCACCACUUCGACAGCAAGGCCGCAGUCGAAGAGUACAUCCGCGAGCUCGGCAUCCCCGCCAGCUUCUUCCUCCCCGGCUUCUACAUGUCCAACAUCCCCGGCCAGAAUCUCCGCGCGGGCCCCGACGGGAAGUGGCAGUUCGCCAUGCCCAUGCCCGAGGACGCGCCCAUCCCGCUCUUCGCCGCCGAGCGCGACACAGGCAAGUUCGUGAAGGCGAUGUUCUUGAAGCGCGAAGAGGUGCUCGGCAAGCGCGUAUACGGCGCGACGGGGUAUACGACGCCGCUGGAAAUACUCGACGCGUUUAAAAAGGUGUACCCGGCAGCGGGUAAGGACCUGUCGUUCCAGCGGCUGCCGAAUGAGGCCUUCAAGGGCAUCCUGGCGUCGAUGGGACUUCCUGAGCCGAUUCAGGAAGAGAUGCUGCAGAACAUGCGGCUCGUAUAUGAGUUUGGCUACUACGGUGGCGAAAAGCUCGACUGGAGCAAAUCGCUCGUUGAUGAGCCGCUCACGACUUGGGAGGAGUACAUCAAAGGGCACCCAGCUUUCGCGACCGCUCAGUAA